Molecule: messenger RNA, 5109 nt
Organism: Amblyraja radiata (thorny skate)
Lineage: Eukaryota; Metazoa; Chordata; Chondrichthyes; Rajiformes; Rajidae
Product: NADH-cytochrome b5 reductase-like
Exons: 8
Coding region: 915-1952 (345 amino acids)
Molecular function (GO): oxidoreductase activity
Source: RefSeq, a predicted model, not a curated record
UUUAAAGCGAUAGAUUCCGGUUAAAUGUGUGGGGGUGGUGGAUUGAUUCUGCAUUCAGUUGAUAUCUGUGGACACCGUCUUUACCCACCUCGGUUUUACUGUUGCAAGCAGUAUCAUUGUCAGAUAAAAUCAGCGAACGUGAGUGUAGUAGGAAGGAGCUGCAGAUGCUGGUUUACACCGAAAACAUGCUGGACUAACGCAGCAUCUCGUUGUGAGCAUAGGUUGUGCUACCUGACCCACGGAAAUCUGCUGUUUGAUAUAUAUAUUCUAUAUGAUGGAACGAAAAACAUAGAUGGGAAUGUUGGUAAGUUUGCAGAUGGCACCAAGAUUGCACGGAUUGCAGUUUGUGAGGAUUGCAGUCUGUGAGGAAGGCAGUCUGUGAGGAAGGCUUGUGAGGAGCAGUAUACAGCCAGAUAUAGAUCAGCUACAGAAAUAGAUGGAGAAAUGGCAGUUUAAUCUGAGCAGGUGUGAAAUUGUUGCACUUUGGAAGGUCGAAUGCAAGGGGAAAAUGUACAAUAAAUGUACAAUUAACAGCAUUAAUGUACAGAAAGAUUAUGGGGUCCAAGCCUAUAACUACAUGAAAGUGGCAACACAAGUAGAUAGAAUGGUAGAGAAGGGACAUGGUAAGCAUUGAAUUCAAGAGUCUGGAAGUCAUGAUGCAGCUUUAUAGGACGGCUUAAGCUGCAUUUGCAAUAUUGUGUGCAGCGUUUAGUUUUGAGAUAUAACGUGGAAACAGGCCCUUCGGCCCACCCAGUCUGUGCCGACCAGCUGUACCCCAGGGGGGUGAGCAAAACGCAGGUUUUUAUUGGUUAUCAGGGAGGGAUUUCCUCGUACGACAAGCUUAUGAGGAAAUUUCGUUCUGUCAUCCCGUUCGCGGUUUUUUUUUAAACGUUGCUUGACUAUUGAAUCGCUGGAUGAAAGUCGGGCCCAACCUCAACACCUUCAAAAUCACGGAUCACAAGUUCAGGACAAAUCAAAAGGUGAUGGCUGAAAAUGAUGAUGAAUGGAUUUCUCUUCAACCACGUGAACCUCUGCCCAGCCAGUGUUGUGGUAGUGGUUGUAAGCCCUGUGUAUUUGAUAUCUAUGAGAGGGAACUCAGGCAAUGGAAGCGGGCAAAAGCAAAUGGGGAUAAAACUCUUUUGAGCAAGAAUAAUGAGGUAAAUGUAAAUUGGAAACCCUUUCAGAGUUAUGGGUCAAACCAGAAUGACUCGCAGUUAAUUGUACCUGAGAAAUGGAGUGCUUUUGAGAUAGUGUGUGUUGAACAGCAGGCAGCUGACGCUUAUCUCUACAGAUUCCAGCUGCCUAGUGGUUGCCGUCUCGGAUUGACUGUAGGACAGCACAUUGUGGCAAGGGGUAUUGUAAAUGAUAUGGAGGUUCAGAGAGCAUAUACUCCAGUGAGUCCUGUGGAUGCAGAAGGUUAUUUUGAAGUUCUGAUAAAGAUCUAUGAAGAUGGAUUAAUGUCUCGGUUUGUGAAAACCUGGAAGGAGGGAAAUACUGUUUGCUGGAGGGGCCCCUUUGGCAACUGUCCAUACAAACCAAAUCAAUAUGAACAGCUGCUGUUAUUUGCCUCGGGAACUGGUAUAGCUCCAAUGGUGUCACUGAUCCAAUAUAUUGUGGCAAAUGAGGAGGAUGAAACUUUUAUUACCCUGGUUGGCUGCUUCAGGACAUUUCAAGAUAUCUACAUGAAACCUCGACUCCAGGAACUAGCUGCUUACUGGAAUGUAAAAACGUUGUUUGUUCUGAGCCAGGAGCAAGACCUGAUACACCUUUUGUGGAGUUACCGAGAAAAAACUUACCUUGGACGUAUCAAUUGCGAUAUGGUGAAGAACUUUGUUAACUCAUGCAGAAGGAAACCAUUCAUUAUGGUUUGUGGAUCCAUAACAUUCAAUAAAGAUGUCCUUAACUAUCUCAACCAGUUAGGCCUUCCAGAAGACGAUUACUUUGUGUUUUAGUAGACCACAGGAAUCUUGUUACUGUAGAAUCACUGCUGCAACAAGAAGAAAAGCUUCUGAUAUUUUUGGAAGACUCCACUCCAAAGACUGAAACAUUUGUAAGUGUUAGAAUCUAGAACUAAUGGGUUCAAAUGACUGAAUAACAAGAAUGUAGGACUUCAAUGUUUCUAGAUGACAUUAUCCACAAGAAUCAUGAAUGACGGGAUUGUGAAGGUUAUGCUAUAGUCUAUAAUUCAUUCCAACAGAACUGCUAUACUGCCGCAUGCAGCUGAGCCUCAUGAUAGUGGGAGGGAGGCUGUUGGAGAGGAUUUUUCAGGAUAGGAUUUACUCCAAUUUGGAAUGGAAUGGGCUAAUUAGGAACAGUCAGCAUGACUUUGUACAUGAUAGGUCAUGUCUUACUAAUGUGAUCUAAUUUAUUGAGAAGAUGAUGAAGGUGAUCAAUGAGGGUAGGGUGGCGGAUGUCAUCUAUCUGGAUUUUAGUAAGGCAUUUGAUAAACUCUCCCAUGGUAGGUUGUUCCAAAAAAUUAAGAUGCAUGGGAUUCACGAUGACUUGGUCAUAUGGAUUCCGAACUGGUUUAUUCAUAGAAGACAGAGUUGUGGUGAAGGGCAUUUGUUCUGGCUGGAGGUUUUUGACCAGUGCAGUUCUGCAGGGAUCUGUGCCGGGAUCUCUGUUUAUAAUGUAUAUAAAUGACUUGGACGUAAAGGUAGCUGUGUUAGUUAGUUAGUAAGUUUGCAGAAAACACCAAGAUUGUUGGCGUUGUGGAGACUGAGGAAGACUAGCAAAGUAUAUAGCAGGAUUUUCAGAAAUGGACGAAGAAAUGGUAAAUGGAGUUUCAUCCGAGCAAGUAGUUGGAUAAGGGGAUGUUUAUGGCAAGACCCAAAAGGAUGCAGAAGAAAUUUAUCACAAUGCUGCCUGAAUUAGAGGGUAUUACCUACAAGAAGAGGUUGGACUUGGAUUAUUUUCGCUAGAAUACUGGAAGUUGAGAGGAGACCUGAGUGUAGCAUUUAAAAUUGUGAGAGGCAUAAAUGGGAUAGACUGUCAGAACCUUUUUCCCAGGAUGGAAAAGUCAAAGACUAGAGGGCAUAACUUUAGGGUAAAAGGGGCAAAGUUUAAAGAUGAUUUGCUGGGCAAGUUUUUGUUUGAACAGAGAGGAUGGUGGAUGCCAGGAACACACUACCAUGGGCAAUAAUGGAGGCAGGUACAUAGUGACGUUUCAGUGGGUUUUCAGAUGGGCACACAGAUAUGCAAAGAAUGGAUGGAUAUAGAUCAUAUCCAAGCAGAUGAGAUUAGUUUAUCUUUGCAAAAUGUUGGGCACAGACAUUGUGGGCAGAAGGGGUUGUUCUAAUGCUGUACGUUUCUGUUCUAUGAGUGAACACUUGAAUUUGAAUCCACAAACUACUAUUCUUUUCUGUUGUCCUCUCAUGAAGGCAUAUUUAUGCAAGGAUGUAGUCCCACAAAUGUCAGUUAAUCACACAUCUGUAUAACCUGGCAGCUUUUAAAGUGCAUGGGUUCUACUUGAGCAUUCAGCGUUUAUCUAAUGCUGCAUGUAAUGCUUCACUGAAAUAAUUUGUAAACCUUACACAUUCCUCUCAAAUUCUCAAUCGCAAUUCUAUUGAAGAAAGUAAGAGCAGGAGUGACCAUUCUUUUCAAGAUGACCAUGGCUGAUUUGCCCAUGUCUUCUCUGCCAAUUCCCCUCAAUUCCACAAGCUUUCAAAAAUUAUCCCCCUCUCUAAAUAUCUCCAGUGUUCCAGCCUCCAAAACAUAGAUAGAGAAUUUCAGAAAUUCACCAGCCCCUGUGAGAAGAGAUUCCUUUUCCAUUCAGUUUAAAUCACUCAGAAGUUGAGAUGUUUCCACUCAUGGCAGAAUCUCAAACAAAAGGCCAGAGAGAAGACAUUUCUAUGCACCUCAUUUUAAAUCACCCUGAUGUUUUCUUCUCUGUCCUAUAGUUUGAGACUGCCACGAGUGGAAACAUCUACUUUGUCAUGUCUGCUGAGAAACCUGUGUUUCAAUAAGACCAGUCCCUGUUCUUCCAAAGGAAUAUAGGUCUGAUUUAACAUGAUAGGACAACAUUCUCAUCCCAGGAGUUAGCCCAGUGAAUAUCUUCUGGAUGACCUCUAAGACUAGUAUAUAACUCCUCAAAUUAGGAAGCCAUAAUGUACAAUGUACUGCAAGUGCAACCUUAGCAAUACCUUGAACAAAUGUAAAAAUACUUAACUAUUUGUCAACUCCAACAGUCUAGUAACAAAGGUCAAUGCAUGAUUUAACUUAAUUAUUUGUUGCACCUGUGUAGAAAAUGUUUGGUGUUGCAUAUACAAGAACACCUUGAUUCUUUUGGACCCCACUCAUUGGCAGUCUCUCUUCAUUUUGAUUCUUCCUACCAAAGUGCGUAACCUUAUGCUUUCCUACAAUAAACUCUAUUUCCAAAGUUUUUGCUCAUUCACUCAGCCUACCUCUAUCCUGUGGCAGAGUUCAAAGAUCCUCAUUGCAGCCUGCUCCCAAACCUGUUUUUGACUUGUCAGCAGAUUUAGACUUCUGUGUUUAUACAUUCUAUAGCGUCACAGUAGUCUCCACGUCUAUCUUCAAACAAAACACCCUUGCCACUUGUGGCCCCCUAAGUUGGUAUCCCUUCCCUGUGUUUGAGCAGAAUCUUCAACAGACUCUGACCCACAAUGUCCAGCAGCAGAAGGAUCCUAGACUGUGGUUCUCCCCCGUAGAACCUUAGUGUUGGCUGCACCAAGCUUUAGUGAGUCCCUCAGCACAUACUCCUGCAAUCUGGAAUGGGGCUUCAGGAUGAAGGUGUCAUUGCUGAAGAAUAGGAUUUUAUUUGUCCACCAUCUGUGUGACAGUCACACUUGUAAAUACUACUUAUAAAUAUUACUUUUAUUCUUUUUAGUUUUCAAACUGAGUUUGGAGUUUUGUGGUGCGGGUAACUAGCUAGACAAAGGAUUUAUGUGAAUUAAUUUAAGAAAAAUAAAUUGACUCAAAAUCAUUAGUUUAUUGUAGAUUAACAGCAAAGCUGAACAAAUAGGAUGAUGGUUUCCUGCACCACGUUAUUGAUGAAUAAUUUAUGCACUGAAUCAAAUGCUGAUUUACAACUUGUUUUGGAUGGAAGGAUGGAUCAGAAGAGAUAUUUUAAAUAAAAUAAUUUAUCCACAA